CUCCACAUUUCCUUGUAUGUUUGUCAUGUUUGCUAGUCAAGCGAGUGUUCGUCACUUUUGUCCUUCUGUACGGGAUUAAAAGUGGCAAACAUCUUUUUAUUUUGCACUGACAUCAUGAACUUGCUUUUAUUCUUUCUUCUGGCCGUGCAAAUACACAGCGUGGCGCCUGUGGUUCACACGCUGAAGUAUUUCGACACUGCGUCCUCUCAAGUUCCAAACUUCCCAGAGUUUGUGAGUGUUGGUUAUGUUGAUGAAGUUCAGGUUGUUCGCUAUGACAGCAACAGCAGGAGAGCAGAAGCCAAACAGGACUGGAUGAACAAAAUCACAGCAGAGGAUCCACAUUACUGGCAGAUACAGACAGAGAAAAAUGUUGUUAGUGAGCAGGUCAACAAAAACAACAUUGAAGUUCUUAAGAAGCUUUUCAACCAAACUGGAGGUGUUCACGUUGUCCAGUGGAUGUCUGCAUGUGAAUGGGAUGAUGAGACUGAUGAGGUUCAUGGUUGGCAUCAGAUAAGUUAUGAUGGAGAAGACUUCAUAUCGUUGGACAUGAAGACAUGGACAUAUACCGCAGCAAAACAACAAGCUUUCCCCAACAAACUCAAGUUGGACCAGAACAAACCUCAACUAGACCACCAUAAGUAUUACUAUACUGAGGUGUGUCCUUCUUACCUGAAGAAGUAUGUGAACUAUGGGAGGGACGUCCUUAUGAGAACAGAGCUUCCAGAGGUGUACCUCCUCCAGAAGACGCCGUCCUCUCCGGUCAGCUGCUUGGCGACGGGUUUCUACCCCGACAGAGCCGACCUGUUUUGGAGGAAAGACGGCGAGGAGCUCCACGAGGACGUGGAGCACGGAGAGAUGCUCCCCAACCACGACGGAACCUUCCAGAUGUCGUCGGACCUGAAAGUGGAGGUGACGGCCGACGUGGAGGGCAAGUACGAAUGUGUGUUUCAGCUGUCUGGCGUGGAGGAGGACAUCGUCACCAAGCUGGAGAGAAGAAGCAUCCUGAGCAACGCCAGCCAUGAAGACAACUUGAGCGUCGCCGUGGCAGCGACGGUCCUCCUGGCGGCCGUCGUCGUCAUCGUCAUCGUCGUCGUCAAGCGUCACAGAAACAGACGAGGUGAGGGACGCCCAUGUUCUCUGUCUUCUUCUUCUUCUUCUCGCCGAUUACCGUCCGGCCGGUCGUCCGACAGCCGGCGACGGCGGUGCCGAGCUCUCAGAAGAUGACGGCUGAAGGCUGAGUUGGCGACAAACAAAAAGACAUUUCGGAAAGAGUUGG
Messenger RNA from Dunckerocampus dactyliophorus (ringed pipefish), 1276 nucleotides. Its product is annotated as class I histocompatibility antigen, F10 alpha chain-like. The transcript is spliced from 6 exons. The record is from RefSeq and is a predicted model, not a curated record. Gene Ontology annotation, biological process: immune response. Gene Ontology annotation, cellular component: external side of plasma membrane. NCBI's taxonomy places the organism in Eukaryota, Metazoa, Chordata, Actinopteri, Syngnathiformes, Syngnathidae. Bases 115 to 1224 code for a protein of 369 amino acids.